GUGGAUGAACAUCAACUCUAUUGAAAGCCUUGUGGAAAGACGUGCUUCAAAGGGGCAUGUGACCAUUUCAGAGCUGUUCAAUCAGUAUUUUGCUUUGAGUGUUCCUAAAGCUAGAUAUUUGCCCGUUAAAACGACGACAAACCUAUUUCUGCUGAAGUCUGACUUGUACACCUUUACGGAUGGCACACUGACUCGAAAUACAGCCAGAGAAAAUCCUGAUGACCCAUAUGUUGAAUUGGGACCAGAAUUUGAGAAU
Striga hermonthica is the source of this 256-nucleotide messenger RNA. The record is from the annotation of a GenBank genome assembly. NCBI's taxonomy places the organism in Eukaryota, Viridiplantae, Streptophyta, Magnoliopsida, Lamiales, Orobanchaceae.